Mangifera indica (mango) is the source of this 2258-nucleotide messenger RNA. Its product is annotated as molybdate-anion transporter-like. Gene Ontology annotation, cellular component: membrane. The transcript has 10 exons. Bases 190 to 1581 code for a protein of 463 amino acids. The record is from RefSeq and is a predicted model, not a curated record. Gene Ontology annotation, biological process: molybdate ion transport. Gene Ontology annotation, molecular function: molybdate ion transmembrane transporter activity. NCBI's taxonomy places the organism in Eukaryota, Viridiplantae, Streptophyta, Magnoliopsida, Sapindales, Anacardiaceae.
CUUUACCCUGUUGUUACCAUGUGCUGCACCAGCAGCAGCAGUUGCAGUGGCAGAACUCCUAUUAAGUACCAAACGAACGUAACGCUCACUUUUAAAAUCUCUACUGUAUCUUCUCAAUAACAAUCUAUGAUCUAGGGUUUCUGUGAGAUCCGAUUAAUCACAAUCCUUCCUUCAAAUUUAAAAGCAAAAAUGGGCGUCGUAAUCGAAAGCUCCGUUUGGGAGCCAAGUCCAUUUCUCCAUAUAUUCAUAUUCCUGUCGUGCUUCGUUUCAAUAUCUGUCCUUCCUUAUUCAUCAAACAAACCUUCCUCUGUUUUCGACAUCGGACUCUCCUCUGCGUUUCAUUGCUUUCAACGAAACUUCCUCUUCAUCUAUUCCCUCGCUUCAGUUUUGGAAGGUUUGUGGUCGGUGUUUGGAGAGUAUGAGUUCGUUUACUAUGGAUUUAGUAAGGAGCAGAUGGUGUUGCUUCUUUGCCUUGGUUAUGCAGCUGCUCUCUUUGUUGGAACUUUUCUAGGCAUGCUCUCUGAUUUAAUAGGUCGAAAGAAAGUUUGUUUGGUAUUCUUCAUCCUGCACCUCUUUGUUGGCAUAUGGAAGAAGAUUUCAGUGCAUCCAGGCGUCUGGGUUGCGAAUAUUUGUUUAUCACUUGCCUCCUCAGUAUUUUCUUAUAAUUUUGAGACAUGGGUGGUUGUUGAACAUGAAAAGCAAGGGCACAGGCAAGAUUCUUUGAGUGACACCUUCUGGUUAAUGACUUUCUUUGAGUCUGCAUCCCUAAUUGGAAGUCAAAUACUCACGAACUGGUUGGUGGGGAGUAAUGUGGAGAAAGGCAUAGCACCUGCUUCCAAUGCAUCUAUUUUCAUGGCAUUAUUAGGAGUCAUCUUGGUCACAAGAGGAUGGACAGAAAAUCCACUAAUGGAAUUUAAGGAAUAUAAGGCAUCCUUCUUUACACAUAUUUUUGGUGAUAGAAGGAUAUGGCUGUUGAUAUGGGCACAAGCUUGCCUCCAAUUUUCUAUAGCAGUCUUCUGGAUUCUGUGGGCCCCAACAUUGGUGGCUGAUGGGCGAGAAGUGCAUCUAGGAUUGAUAUAUCCAUGUUUGCUUGGUGCAAGAAUGCUGGGAAGCACUGUAUUCCCAUGGCUCAUUAGUGGACCAUCUUCAAUUCGGACUGAGGACUGCCUAUUACAUGCAUUCAUUGGGCUGGGGUUUGUCUUGUCUAUAAUAGCUUAUGAUUAUCAGGAGAUCGGAGUCUUAGUCACAUUAUUCUGCUUAUUUCAUGCCUGUGUUGGCUUGAUUUUGCCUUCACUUGCUAGAUUGAGGACCAUGCAUGUGCCAAAUGAGUUGCGUGGAGGGAUGGUUAGCCUUUCUCUAGCUCUUGCAAAUGCAGCAAUUCUGCUUUUUCUAUUGCAGCAAUCAAUCUUUUCUUGGUGUGAUACCUGUCUUCCUGGAGGCAUGAGGAGAGGCUACUAUCACAAAAUUGAGAAUGCAGCAAUGAUGGCAUUUGCAGCCCUUGGGCUGUUCUCAGCGGCUGCUUGUAUGCAUUUACUGAAGAGUUGGGGAAAGCAACCAUACCAAAAUUCCCAUAAAUUAUGAUUUCCUUCCCUGAUAUUGUUUUAAGCACUGGUUGGUGGAUUCAUGGUGUCUUACAUCUAUCACCAAUCGGUGGACAUGAAAGUGAGAUGCAUUUACAAUAGUGAAACGCAUAUGUGCUGUCUAAUUCCAGUUGAAGUAUUCGAAGAGGCAUCUGAUUAUGGGAAUAGGGAAGAGACCAUGAAGUCAACCAAGUUCAGUUUUAAGGCUUAGGUUAAUUUCUGUUACACGAAGCAAGGAGUUUGUACAUAAGUAAUUUUUGGUUGUUGAAUCCUGCAAGUUUUGAAAUUGUCAGGCAGCUAUAGUACCUUGCAGCUAAGCCAGAGUAAUCGAUCAUAUUUGAGCUACAUAGAAAAGCUUGCCUCUGAUACAGUCAACUUUUACAUGGAUGUGUUGAACUGGUAAACUCUUGAAGCCACCACCUAAUAGAAGCUGAUGUUCUCUGAUGUUUGGAUAUAUACAGUCGUGGAUCUGGAGUCACUCUCGAAUUUUAAAGACUUUGCUAUCCACGGUAUGUUCAAUAAAAUCAAGUUGAAAACGAUAUUAAAUUGUUAUAACAAUUCUUUGUAAAAGAUGUUCCUCUCUUCGACCUUAGUGUGUUCUGUAGCUCGAAUUGCUUUGAACCUUCUAUUCCAGUGUUAGCAGAAGUUGGGUAUAAUUUUUUAUGAUUGAGACGCCAA